AGUUUCACCGACAUAAAUCAAACCAGAUGUUCAUUAUACUAUAGUUCAUUAAUUUAGUUACUUUACUUUCAAGGUGUUUGAAUUUUAUGAGGAGUCGAUGAGCUGCCAUUUUCCCUAUUCAAAUUAUAAACAAGUCUUUGUCGAUUAUUCAUUUGAGGAAACGUCCGCAUAUGCCACUUUGGCUAUUUGCAGGUAUAAUUCUUAAUAUAUUUUUUAUUUUUUCAAUUAAUAACUGCAGGGAAAUAUAUCACUAAUUUUUUUUUUGUUCACUCCAAAGUACAAAUUUGCUUCAUUCAAGUCGGAUGAUUGACCAAACCUUUCAUACAAGGAAGACGCUGGCUCUUGCUUUAGCUCGACAGUUUUUUGGAUGUUAUUUGUCUCUUCAUAUGUGGUAUGUUUUUGUAAUAAUUUUUGUAUUCAUUUUACAUUUGAAUGGUAUAGUACAGAAUUCCUGGUUAAUUUGCAAGUUCCUUGUAUGUUUGCAUGUCGAAGUAUCAACCAUUGUUUUACUUUGUGGAAACACUAUUUAUUUAGCAAUAUUUUUUUCGAUCUCGACCGUCAUCAGUGCCAAUAAUGUAAGAGUAAGAUUUAAUUCACACGUCCUCCAGCGUCAUAGAAAAAUAUAUAAACGCUUACUUUUUAAAAGAAAUUCAUAUUUCCAAGGUUAUUUGUAGGGCAAGUAGCUAUAUUUUAGUCGAAAACUUGACACUUUGCACUAUCCUUCACAUUUCUGAGUUGCUGGUUUUCUUGCCUUACGGUCAUAUUUAAGGCCUGUUUUUUUACGUCGAAUUUCGGUCGCGUCGAAUGCAAUUCAAGCAAUAGAUAAUGAAGCUUAAUGAGGUUUAUCAUCUCAUUAUCGAUUGUCUUUAAUUGCAUUCGACGCGACUAAAAUUUGACGUAUAAAACAGGCUAAGAUAUUUUAUGUUAUAUCUCAAAAACAAUUACAUGCUUGUCUGAAAUGUAGAUUUAAGUAACGAAUAUAAUUUGAUAUAUUGUCUCAGGUCAGAUUCGUGGCUUCAGGCUGGUAUAACGGUAUAUUUAUAUGGACUUUAUAUGAAGAAAACAUUUGGCAACAAUGAAUAUAGGAACUGGAUACGAGAGGUACUGUAAAAUUGGAAAGCUAAUUAAGGUAGACACUAAGUAAUAUGACAGAAUACAUGCAAAACAACCGUUUUGCCAGUGUUUAUGCAUUGUUGUGUAUUUUUCAAGUUAAAAUUGACAAAAGAAACCCAGUAGAAAUAUGCUAUAAAUUUUGUCAAUCAGGGGUGUUUAAAAUUUUGCCCGUAAAAUUUGCCAUGAAGAAAUAUAACAACACCAUUCGUGAUGAUCUUUUUGCAUUUCAAAUAUUGCAAAAAACCUUUGCACGAAUAUUGCAAAUUUAACCUUUGCAAUGCAUUUACCCGGCUUUUAUCUAAUACUACAGGAUACUAUGUACUGUUUAAUAAACGAGCAGGAGUGUUUUAUUAGGUUUAAAGCCACGAGCGCGCAGCGCGAGUGGCUUUAGACCUAAUAAAACACGACCUGCGAGUUUAUUGAACGGCUUCAAACACGACUAUACAAAUUCAAUAGAUAUACUGCCUUAUUAGUAUUCUUUAUAUAAAGAAUACUAAUGAAAACACGACUACAAUAGAUACUGUCUUAUUAGUAUUCUUUAUAUCAAGAAUACUAAUUAGCAGUGUUUUAUCAGGUUUAAAGCCACUGCACGUGACAUAUUAUGGUUGACAUGUUUGAAAUAUAGUAUAUAAGAAGCAAACAUUUGAUCAUAUCACUAUUCUCUUUUUUGCGUUUUCUGACCAUUUAAUGCAAUGUUUCACUUUGCAUGCAGUAUUGGGAUGGGUGGGGAAAAUUCAAACGAUUAUACUAUUACGCUUCCCUGCAUUGAAAACACUCAAAUCUCGAGAAAAACGCGUUAUAAUUGUCAAUAUUUCGUGCAAAAAAAGUUGUUUUGAAAAUUAGACAAAAUCGAUAUGUGAGGCUUCCCUUAGCAUGCAUAGUAAACUUUCCAGAGGGUCUUUUCGAUUGAAACUCUUUUUUAAGUUUCAUAAACUUUUCAGUUGUGAUCACUGAAACAACGAGACUGCAUUGUUAUUCGUUGUGUUCAUUUGUAUUUCACGCUAGAAAGAUAAGAAGGUUCAUAUCUUCGGUUCGGUGCAUGCUAUGAAGCCACGAAUACCACCAUUCGAUUCAGUGAAGUCAAUAUGUUGAUUGUAGCGAUUUAUGGCCUUUGAAAGUUAAGUGAGAUCGCGUAUCGCAUAUUAUCAAAUUACUCAAUUAUCUGAACAAAAAUAUAAACUAGGCAUACCCUUUCUAACUUCCGUCCCUUGGGACGUCCCAUCUUCUUCGUAAUAGCAUAGUUUGUGGUUAACAUUCACCGAAGCACGUAAACCAGUUCCUGGUAACCAGUUCCUGGUUCCAACAAAUACGAUCGUAUCAACUGUUACCUGUCUUUACCAGGUUCUGAACAAAAAAUACACUUAACUUCUAUUUUAUGACCAUUGUACAUUUGUUGAAUCAGAUAUUUUCAGAAGCAACAACAUAUCAAUUUAUUCCCUAGAAUUUGUCAAGUUUCGUAACAUUUCCAUUCCGUAGUACAUCAGUCGUAUCCAGUUUAAAUUGAAUGUGCUGAGUGUCGUGAGAAAUUGGUUUGAAACACACACAUAACCACAAUUGAGGAAAUAACGUUUAAUUGCCAAUGUUAGGGAAAACAAUUUAAUGAAUAGGUUCUUUGUUAAACGUACAGUGCUAUCUUCCUGUCAUGCACAAAUAACACCUAAUGGAAGGUAUGUUUUAGAGAAAUGUAAGGUGGAAUUUAAUGAUAUUUGAGCCCUUUAAUGGACCAUUUGCAUGCAUUGUAGACUAAAUUUUGAUCUAGACAAAAAUUUCAUCACAGCUUGAAAGAGCAUCACAAAAUUAGUAAUAUUCCGAAGUUUCGUUGCGAAAUGUUGUAAAAUGCGGAUAAUAUAUAUAGCCUUGCGAAGUUUGCCGUUUUUCAGUCAUUUUGUAUUACGUACGGGAAAUUGACAGCCCAAUCGGGUGUUGUGGCAUCAAUUUUCCGUUUGUAAUACAAAAUGACUGAAAAUUGCAAAUUUCGCAAGGCUAUAAUAUGCGCAUUUUACAACAUUUCGCAACGAAACUUUGGAAUAUUACUAAUUUUGUGAUGCUCUUUCAAUCUGUGAUGAAAUUUUUGUCUAGAUCAAAAUUUAGUCUAUAAUGCAAAUGGUCCAUUAAGGUGACCUAAAACGUUUGCAACAGUACUGCACUAUACUUUGUUAGUAUAUUUUACUGAUUAAAACUAAAUUCAUUUUUGGUUAUUUCCAGGAGAUGAAAAAGGUUUGUGAAUAUGAAAUUGGUGGGUCAGGUUUGUUACCACUACACAACAAGUCCUCGUUAUCACCAGAAGAGAUUAGUUCUGAUACUGACUCUGAAACCUUAACGACUGCGUGCCAUCAACCAAGCUUCCUUCACAUGCAUCCACAUUUGACUUCAUGUAAGCAAUUAAAAGCUAUGUGUAGUAAAGCACAUUUGGUGAUGAGAUUAAUUGAAAUGAGAAUUGGGCAAGAACCAUUACUUCAGGUGAAGAAAACUUUUGUGUGUUUAUUUCUACCAAAAUACAAAUUUAUAAUUCAAAUGUUCCCAGAAAGGGCGGUUUUUUGGAAGAGUUAGUGAACAGAUACAUAGAAAUUUUCGAAGUAUAAUAAUUCACACAUACAAGACGUUUACUGAAUUAAUAGCCGUGUCAGUUACCUUUUUCCUGUUAAAUUAAUACAAAUUACCUUAUUAAAGGUUCCAACUUGAGUCGAAAAUGCCCAGGGACCAUAAGUAUAAGGAAGUCUACAUAGAUGUUCUAUGUUUUUGGCAAUUAUAUUUACUGAUGCCAUUCUUGAAUUUUAAUAUAAUAUAUUUUGCUUUCUUCACACGUGCCAUUUGCUCAAUAUCGAAACUAACUCACCAGAACUUCCAUCACCCUAAAAUGUUUUGUUAUUCUUAUUGAACCUGGUUAUCACAUCCGACUACCUUUCUGUGUGUGCUUUUGUUUGAGAUCUUAUCCCCAUUGCUACAAAGGACAAAAUAUCCCACUACCGUCACCAAUGUUAUACCGAAUAUUUUCAAGCAGUGGUGGAUUUAUAGGAUUGUUGCACUGUACACUCCUGUUGGCCUUGGUCAACAGGGAUGCAUGGGGUAAAAUAUUGAAUUUAUCUUACUUUUAAAUGUUUGUGGCAUUCAAAGUUUGUUCUCAGACUUAAGUUUUGGAAUUCAAGGCAGCACCACAGCACCAAUUCAAAAUACUUAUUAGUCCAAUAUUAAUAUUUUUAGUCGGAUACUUUGAUUGAGUAUAACAUUGAAAUGAAUGUAACUGGAACGCCACCUUCAGAUAAAACUGUCUAUCUUUUUCUUGAAGCCAAACGCGUGUUUAUGUCAUGAUUGACUGAUCGAGCGCUCUUCGCAUGCAUGAAAAGACUGGGAGUGGGAAACUUCCGAUUGGAUGUAGUGUUCCAAUUCUAUCCAAUUCAAUGUUGAAUAAUGAAGAAAGCAAAUUCUUAAUUUGGCUGCAAACAUCUAACAUUAUAGUAUUUGAUAAUGAAAAUAUAAAAUAGAAAAGCAAUCAAUAUUCAAAUGUGAAAAAUUAAGAGAAUUGGGAAUUUAUAUUUUAUAUAUUAUUCAACAUAUCUGUAAAUUGUGGCCAAAACUCGUUCCAAAGGCCCAAGAAUUCUUGGGAGGUUUGGGGUCAUGCCCCCCGGAAUAUUUUUAAAAUUUCGAUCCCGGAAAUGACAUCGGCAGCAUUCUGAGAACAAAUUUUGUAAAAAAAAGCGUUAGGUUUUCAAGACACUGUUUUAAUGGUGCAUUUUGUUAUAAAACACAUGUCAAGCAUAAAAAACCAACAUUUCAGAGAAAAUAUUGACAUGAUUAUUUACGUUUGUGAAUGGAAUUGCAAAGUGGUUUAAUUUAACUCGCCAAUGACGAUGUAAAAAUUUAUUCGCUAAGUGAGUGGAAUUUAUUCGCUAUAAUAAAUUUACAUAACAUCCACUACAAUUAGCAUUUUAGUUCCUGUGCAACUUAUUAUGCUCCAUGGACUUGAAAAUACGUUCUAAUUUUCCUCGUUAUUGUAAUUACUUACAAUAGUAAAAUAUCCUUUGAACAUUAUAUAUAGUCAUUAUUUAAUAUGACAAUUACGUUAUAUAGGUGUGAUUUGUGUUAUUUGGUACAAGAUUUUUGCAGUCUCUCAAAAUUAUUGGGGAGGGGGCUCGGCCCCACCCCUGCCGCCCUCCCCCCUGCCAUAGUGUCCGCCACUGGGUUCGAUGUGCUUUGCUGCUCGCCCAGCUCCCCCCAUAAAAAACUUUGCUGGAUCCACCACUGUUUCAAGACCGAAAAUUAAUUGAAAAUUAGGUACACGUGUUAUCGUCUUGAACACACAAUUUGGCACGCACUAAUUCAUGUACUAACGCUGAAUAUAAAGUGUUCCUUGUCUGGAGUUAAUAUUUUUGUUGGACUUUUACAGGUUUAUAAUAAACUUCUCUCACUCGCAAAAUCUGCUGUUAAAUCAAAAGACAUAAAUUCCUGGCGAAAUAUGCUAUUGUCAACUACGGGGGUAAGUAGGAUUAACACUUAUACUAGAAAUACAUGCAAGACGCCACCAAUGAACGCAAGCUCGCGUUUCUCGCGUCGUGGUAGCCAUGGUAACACGAAUGCACGAUCAUUGUUUCAUUUUUUGUGCAAAGCGACAAAGAGGUAUCAGUGCUUAGAUCUAUAGUUUUAACUGAACGACUAACGCUUAUCAUCGUUACCAUCAGAU
Messenger RNA from Paramuricea clavata, 5791 nucleotides. NCBI's taxonomy places the organism in Eukaryota, Metazoa, Cnidaria, Anthozoa, Malacalcyonacea, Plexauridae. The record is from the annotation of a GenBank genome assembly.